AUGAAAACAACCGGUCCAGUGUUAAUCCAUGUUGUCACCGAGAAAGGCAGAGGCUAUCCCUAUGCUAAGAAAGCUGCAGACAAGUACCACAGUAAAGUAUUACUGUAUUGGUUGAAAAAUGUUAUCAGAACAUUAGUUACGCAUAUGCUUGUAUCAGGUGUCACUAAGUUUGAUCCUGCAACUGGAAAACAAUUUAAAUCCAGUGCCCCGACUCAGUCAUACACAUCCUACUUUGCAGAGACUCUGAUAGCUGAAGCGGAAGCUGACAAGGACGUUGUUGCAAUCCAUGCAGCAAUGGGAGUUGGGACGGGUUUGAACCUUUUCUUGCGUCACUUCCCAACGAGGUGUUUUGAUGUCGGUAUAGCCGAACAGCAUGCCGUAACUUUUGCUGCAGGUUUGGCCUGCGAAGGCCUUAAACCUUUUUGUGCAAUUUGCUUAUCCUUCAUGCAAAGGGCUUAUGACCAGGUAGUGCAUGAUGUGGAUUUGCAGAAGCUACCCGUGAGCUUGGCGAAAUCACACGAGAUCUUGAUCACCGUGGAGGAAGGGUCAAUUGGCGGUUUUGGAUCUCACGUAGCUCAGUUCAUGGCCCUAGAUGGAAUUCUUGAUGGAAAUUUUAAGUGGAGGCCGCUGGUUCUUCCAGAUCGGUACAUUGACCAUGGAUCUCCGGCUGAUCAACCGGUGGAAGCAGGGCAUACACCAUCUCAUAUUGGUGCCACAGUUUUUAAUGUACUUGGGAAAACUCGAGAGGCUUUGGAGAUUAUGUCCGAGGUGUAA
Molecule: messenger RNA, 774 nt
Organism: Fraxinus pennsylvanica
Lineage: Eukaryota; Viridiplantae; Streptophyta; Magnoliopsida; Lamiales; Oleaceae
Source: the annotation of a GenBank genome assembly